Messenger RNA from Cylindrotheca closterium, 777 nucleotides. The record is from the annotation of a GenBank genome assembly. NCBI's taxonomy places the organism in Eukaryota, Bacillariophyta, Bacillariophyceae, Bacillariales, Bacillariaceae.
AUGAAGAUUACUUGCUUGACGCUGUUGUGCCUUUUUGGAUCUUCUAGAGCAUGGACAGGGGCUUCUAAGCUACCUCGGGCUACACAGACUUCCCUUAAUUCUGCAGAACCCACCAUGGCCCAAGGUGUUCAUACUCUUGAUGGAGAAGAAAUCAGAGGUCCCGUCCAACCACUUGGCAACAACAUCCUCGUUAGAGUGAAGGACACAUUGACUGCCACUGAAGGAGGAGUCUUGCUUCCCGAUCAAUCCAAGGAGCGACCAACAGAGGGCUUGGUUGUUGCUUCCGGCCCUGGAAAGAUUCACCCAUUCACUGCUGUUCGAAUCCGCAACCCAAUCAAGGAAGGAAUGUCUGUGCUUUACGGAAAGUUUGAUGGGAGAGCUGUUACGUAUGAUGACGACCAAUGCCAAAUAAUUAAAGAUGACAACUGUUUGCUUUACUACGAAGGCGUGACAAUGAAUCUUAAAAAUGUCGUACCAGUUCGAGAUUACGUCCUUAUCGAGCUUUAUGAAGAUCCAGAGACCUUGCUAACCAGCAGUGGCGUCGUGAUUGCAAGCCAAGUUAUGGCUGAAAAUGUCCCAUGUGAAGGUGUUGUGGUCAAGGUUGGAGAAGGACGCAUGGCAAGUAAUGGUGAACUCACCCCACCUCAAGUGGAAGUUGGAGACAGUGUCAAGUUCAAGGAUUACGCCGGAAACGACAUCAAGAUCGACGGAAAGGCUUACUCGUUGGUCAAGAUGGUCGAUAUCCUUGGUACAGUUACUCUGAGUGAAGAAUCUUAA